AGCUGAGCCAGGAGGGGAGGAGGGAGCAGGACUUCAGAGACAGUUUGUGUGGAAGGGACGAACGCCCCCUCUUUAUCUGUGCCUGCCCCACGCCCGUCAUGUGACCAGAAUAUGAGCAGUCACGUGAGGAGAUGAUGAGGAUGGUGAUGUGCCCCCACCAUGUCCCCGCUGCUGCCAGGCCGUGCUGCGGAAACGCUCCCGGUGUUGUUCUAUAAACCGGAUACCCACAGAGGCAGGUGAUGUACCAGGAUCCGGUCGGGAUCCCAGCAGUCGAAAUACCAACGUUGGAAUCCCAACACAGCUUGGAAUGCCGGCAUCCUGACUGGGAUCACAAUCCCUGCAAAGGCAUCCUGACACCCGGGAUCCUGAACGAAACACUUCCAGGCCACCGGCUAGGUUUAGGCUGUGGGGAGGGGGGUGGAUGUAGGUUUUGGCACCCCCGUGAAGGGUUAGGUUUAAGCACCCCCGGGAAAGGGUUAGAGUUAGGCUGUGGGGGGGGCAGGGGUUAGGGUUAGGCACCACUGGGGAGGAUUAGAGUUAGGCAGCGGGAUUCUCAAUGACGAGAUCCAGCGGUCGGUAUUCUGACCGCCGGCAUCCUGUUCGCCGGCAUUUCAAUCCCAACCUGACAGGAUUGUACACAGAUCAUUCUCACCCUUACAAUUUAUACCCCUGUAUCAUAUAGAUUUAUUAGUGAAUAGUAACUUCUUCAGCACAAGAUACCCCAGAUCAUUUUUAAGAGGCUAUAGAGAAAACAUGGGGGUCAUUCCGAGUUGAUCGCUCCCUAGCUGUUUUUAGCAGCCAUGCAAACGCUAAGCCAACUCCCACUGGGAGUGUAUGUUAGCUUAGCAGAAGUGCGAACGAAAAGAUCGCACAGCGGCUACUUAAUAAUUUUGUGCAGUUUCAGAGUAGCUUCAGACCUACUCAGCGCUUGCGAUGACUUCAGACUGUUCAGUUCCUGUUUUGACGUCACGAACACGCCCUGCGUUCGCCCAGCCACACCUGCGUUUUUUUCUGGCUCGCCUGCGUUUAUUCGAACACUCCCAGAAAAGCCCACUUCAUGUCAAUCACUCUGCGGCCAGCAGUGCGACUGAAAAGCUUAGCUAGACAUUGUGAUAAACUACAUCGUUCGUUGUGAAAGUACGUUGAGCGUGCGCAUUGCUCCGCAUGCGCAGAAGUGCCGUUUUUUUUUUGCUUCAUCGCUGCGCAUCGACCAUUUUCAGCUAGCAGUCAACUCGGAAUGACCCCCAUGGUCUGGUCUGAAAAACACAUCCUGAGAUUUCACACACAUUGCUGGAGGCAGAUGUAUUAUACAGAUGAGUCCACAUUUAUCUUGACCUUUAAUAGGAUUAACUGAGAAUGGCCAGUCUGACUUAAUCCCCUGCUGUAAGGAUUUAGGUGGUCAUUCCGAGUUGUUCGCUCGGUAAUUUUUUUCGCAUCGCAGCGAAUUUCCGCUUAGUGCGCAUGCGCAAUGUCCGCAGUGCGACUGCGCCAAGUAAAUUUGCUAUGCAGUUAGGAAUUUUACUCACGACUUUUUCAUCGUUCUGGUGAUCGUAGUGUGAUUGACAGGAAGUGGGUGUUACUGGGCGGAAACAGGCCGUUUUAUGGGAGUGUGUGAAAAAACGCAGCCGUUUCUGGGAAAAACGCGGGAGUGGCUGGAGAAACGGAGGAGUGUCUGGGCGAACGCUGGGUGUGUUUGUGACGUCAAACCAGGAACGACAAGCACUGAACUGAUCGCAGAUGCCGAGUAAGUCUGGAGCUACUCAGAAACUGCUAAGAGAGGUGUAUUCGCAAUAUUGCGAAUACGUCGUUCGCAAUUUUAAGAAGCUAAGAUUCACUCCCAGUAGGCGGCGGCUUAGCGUGAGUAAAUCUGCUAAAAGCAGCUUGCGAGCGAACAACUCGGAAUGAGGGCCUUAAUCCCCUGCUGUAUUGUUCGCUGUAUUGUAUUGCAGCUGAGAACAAUAGAUGAAGGGUUUAUGCUAAUAAAUCAUGUUGUGACUAGACACAGUAAACUAGUCAAGAUAACGGUGGACCCAUCUAUACAUUCAGCCUUUGUACAAUGGUCAUACUCGCUAUCCUAAUUUAUAAAGAUAAAGAACAUGAAAAUAUUCAGUAAAUCUACAUAAGGCUUGACGUAAUUUGGGCUGGUUUAGCCUUGCCACAGUUCUUAACCCAAUACAGUCAAGAUCUACUAAAUAUUUUGGAACCCUAAUAUACAAUAUGCCAAACUGCAUAAUCAAGGAUUGCAAAUAUUACUCUGGAAGAAAACUGAAUGAAUCUGAUGAUGUGACACUCCAUGUUUUCCCCAAAAAUUUGGAAACCAUUAAGAAAUGGUUGCAAAGCAUCCAAAAGUCUGGCCAAGACUUCGGCGACAUAGAUGAAUUUGCACAGCGUGUCUACGAUGGCAAGAAAAGUGACCUUUUCCGAAUAUGUUCACAACACUUUGAAGAAAACUGUUAUACAUUUCAAGUUAUCCGAAAAAAAUUCAUGAAAAAAGAAGCUGUCCCUACAAUAUUUAAAAAGGAGCAAAAAAAGAAACCAAAGCCUCCACCAGAACCGGAGCCACCGGUUAAGAAGGUACGACGAGACCCAUCACCAAUAAAAGAGCUGGAUCCAGCUGAAAUUGAGAGCGGAGUGUAUCCGCUAUAUAUGUAUCAGUCUGUGAUUGGCGAACCCCAUUCAGCUAUGCUUCACACAACACCACUUUGUGAAAAUCAUGAGUCCAACAUCAACACUAGUGGAUUAUACGUAGAAGAUUCAAGUCCAUCUACAUCACAUUCAAGUGCAACAGUGCCAAAAAUUGUCAGCUGUAUGUUACCGCAGGAAUCUACACCAGACAUUGUGCCACAGGUGGCCAUGGGAAAUAUGGUGCCCCCUACUCCAAUAUUUCAUACUUUUCCAUCCUUUGCCGAUGUUGGUGUCAACACGGAAAAUUUUAUAAAGAAAGAUGCCUCUACUGACACUCUUGAAUUUAAGGAUAUAGCAAAUGCCAAACAUACAGACUCAACAUACAUGAGAGAAGACAAAUCAGUCCAGGUCCCAGAAACGUAAUGUUUGUCAUUAGUUACUAGAUCUGUGAACAUUCCAAGGCUGUACUUUUGUACCAAUGCUCCCAACAUCUACAGCAGUAUUAUAACCUGAACCCUACAUUAGACCAGAAAACUUGUAGGAAUGAUUACCAUCCCAGUUUUAAAAUAAACCUGGAUUAUUAUCAGGAAA
Molecule: messenger RNA, 3216 nt
Organism: Pseudophryne corroboree (corroboree frog)
Lineage: Eukaryota; Metazoa; Chordata; Amphibia; Anura; Myobatrachidae
Exons: 4
Coding region: 2218-3048 (276 amino acids)
Molecular function (GO): sequence-specific DNA binding
Source: RefSeq, a predicted model, not a curated record